Messenger RNA from Culex pipiens pallens (northern house mosquito), 5427 nucleotides. RefSeq lists its product as uncharacterized. Gene Ontology annotation, molecular function: nucleic acid binding. The record is from RefSeq and is a predicted model, not a curated record. Bases 1 to 5427 code for a protein of 1808 amino acids. The transcript has a single exon. Gene Ontology annotation, biological process: DNA integration. NCBI's taxonomy places the organism in Eukaryota, Metazoa, Arthropoda, Insecta, Diptera, Culicidae.
AUGCUGAGAACGCCCAAAGGUGGUAAGAAGAAGACGCCGAAGAAGAAAACUCCCGCGAACAGUGCGAAAAAAAGUGACGCUCAAAAGAGCGAGACGAAAGACGCAAAAGAAGAAAAAGUGGUUCCGGUGACGCCGAUUAGCGAGCAGCUCCAAGAACAGCGCCGAAAAGAGGAAGCGCGGAAGAUGGAGGAGCAGCUGAAGGUGCUGAUGCGGCAGCGGGACGCGGUGGCGGAAAAGCUGGAGCGGGUGAGAGCUGCGAUCAGGACGACCCCGGAGCAACCGAACCAACACCUGAAGAAUCUGCACUUCCUGAAGUUGCAGUUGAAGACGGUGGAGGCCUGCUACGGGGAGUACAACGCGUUCCAGAACCAGGUCUACGGACUGGUUCUUACACCGGAACAGGAAAAGCAGCAUCGAGCAUGCUACCUGAAGUUUGAGACGCUGCAUAACAAUUUGACGAUCCAUCUCAACGAGUUGAUCGAGAGGCUUUCGAAGCCAAGCGUCGCGCUCGUUCCGGCGGGGCCCGCGACUGCGGUUGCCCCGCAGUACCUACCGCCCCUCAGCGUGCCCUUACCGAAGUUCGACGGCACUUACGAGAACUGGUUCUCGUUUAAGUGUAUGUUUAAGAGCGUGAUGGACCGGUACCAAGGCGAGGCUCCGUCGAUGAAGUUGUACCACCUUCGGAACUCGUUGGUUGGGAAGGCGGAAGGCGUGAUCGAUCAGGACAUCAUUAACAACAACGAUUACGAGGCGGCGUGGGCGCUCUUGGUCGAGACGUACGAGGAUAAGCGAGUGAUUAUCAACAAGCAUAUCGAUGCUUUGUUCUCGCUGCCCAAGGUCACCCGCGACAACGUCCUCGAGUUCCGGAAACUGAUCGAGAUCUGCGCCAAGAACACCGAAGCCUUGAAGAACCUCCAGCUUCCAGUGAGCGGUUUGGGAGAGCAGAUGCUGCUGAACCUGAUUGCGGCACGAAUGGACAAGGAUACGCGGAAGUCGUGGGAGUCGCUGCGAAGGGCCGGAGAGUUGCCGAGCUACGCGGCCACGAUGGCGUUCCUUAAGGAGAAGUGUCGAGUGCUGGAGUUGGUGGAGCAGUGUAGUGAACCCGUUGAGAAAGUGAAACCGCAACGUUCGGUUAAGCAGACGAAGACCCUGGUGAUUGCAAGUGACGAGAAGUGUACGAUGUGCGACCAGCAACACGACCUGCAGAAGUGCGAGCAGUUCAAGGCGAAGAGUGUCAACGAAAAGUACAACCACCUGAGGAAGUGCGGUUCGUGCUUUAACUGCCUCAAGAAGGGACACCGCACGGCUGCGUGCACGUCGACUCGCACGUGUCAGCAGUGUAGCAAGCGGCACCACACGAUGUUGCACACCGACAAGAAGCCGGAGGCCGCUCCGAACACGGCGGCGGCGGAUGCGCCGAAAGCGAAUGCCGACUCCCGACCUCAAGUGGUGCCACCAGUCGUGGCCGGAACGUCGCAGACGCAGAGUUUGACGCUCUGCGCUACAACCGAAGCUCCCACGAAACAGACCCUCCUCUCGACGGCCGUGGUGUUGGUCUACGGCGGAAACAGCGUCCCGUAUCUGUGCCGGGCGUUGAUCGACUCAUGCUCACAAAACCACUUCAUCACGGAGCGAUGCGCCAACCUGUUGGCGAUCAAGAAGGAGCGGGCGGACUACCAAGUAAGUGGGCUGAACGGAGGGACUACGCGAAUCAACCACAUGGUCCGAACGACGAUGAAGUCUCGAGUUGGCAACUUCACUGCCGAGCUUGAGCUGCUGGUAGCACCGAAGAUCACCGGCGACGUGCCUACGAAAACGAUCGACGUUGCUGGAUGGGAUCUGCCCCGCGACGUUGAACUCGCCGAUCCAAGCUUCAACAAGAGAGGUCGCGUCGAUUUGCUGCUCGGCGCUGGCGUGUUCUGGGACCUCAUGAAGUCUGGAAGGGUCAAACUCGCGGCGAACCUCCCGUCACUCAGCGAGACCGAACUUGGCUGGGUGGUUGGUGGCGUGAUGUCCGAGUGUACACCCGUUAUCGCACGUACGUUCUGCACCGUGAACGAGGACGAAGAGCUGAACAAGCUGCUGAACCGGUUUUGGGAGAUCGAAGGAGUUGAAGACCUACGACGACCGGUGACUUCGACAGCUGACGAGUGCCUCGAACAAUUCCGCAGCACGUACAACCGCAAGCCUGACGGAAGAAUUGUUGUUCGACUGCCGUUCAACGAGCGGAAGAGUGACCUGGGCGACUCACGAGACAUGGCGAUCCGUCGUUUCCUGAGUCUUGAGCGGCGGCUGGACCAACAGCCCGAUCUGAAAGAAGAGUACGCCAAGUUCAUCCACGAGUACGAGCAGCUUGGCCACAUGAACGAAGUCGAGGUCGGUCCGUCCGACGCACCUGGAUCCGCGUACUACUUGCCGCACCACUGCGUCUUGCGGCCCAGCAGUUCAACAACGAAGUUGAGAGUCGUGUUUGACGGCUCAGCGAAAACGACGACGGGAGUGUCCAUCAACGACGCGCUGAAGGUUGGUCCAACGGUGCAGAACGACUUGCUGUCGAUCCUGUUGAACUUCCGCUGCUACCGGUACGUCUUCACAACCGACAUCCCGAAGAUGUUCCGCCAGAUUGAGCUGCACCCCGAAGACACGCCGUACCAGCGAAUACUGUGGCGCGACGACCGGUCGCAGCUGCUGAAGGUGUUUGAACUGAAGACGGUGACUUACGGCCUGGCCUCAUCACCGUUCCACGCGACGAUGGCGUUGAACCAGAUUGCAGAAGACGGCGUGAAGGAGUUCCCGUUGGCGUCUGCAGCGUUGAAGAAAUCGUUCUACGUGGACGACGGGCUCUGCGGAGCGCAGAGUGUGGAGGAUGCCCGAUUGCUGAGUCGGGAACUGCGCAAGCUGCUGAACACCGGCGGCUUCGACGCGCACAAAUGGUGCGCGAACGAUCCAGCCAUUCUGGAAGAUAUCCCGGAGGAGCUCUGGGGUACGACGUUCGACCUGAAGGACGCGGCUGCAAAGUCAGUCGUGAAGACGCUGGGUGUGGCGUGGAACGCGUCGCAGGACUGGUUCACCUUCAGCGUGCUGCCACCCGAAGAGGAGACGAAGCCGCUGACGCGACAGAAGAUCCUCAGCGAAAUUGCCAAAUUCUUCGAUCCACUUGGCCUGGCUGGUCCGGUGGUGACAACGGCGAAGCUGAUCUUGCGGAAGGUCGGCACCUUGAAGAACAUCGGCUGGCUGGAUCCCGUUCCGGAGAGCGUUGCCAACGAGUGGCGUCGAUUCCGGAAGCAGCUGCCAGCACUGAACGACUUCCGGGUUUCCCGGUGGGUCUACGACGAAAGAGCCGAACGCGUGGAACUCCACGGUUAUUCCGACGCGUCGGACGAUGCGUACGGCGCAAGCGUGUACGCACGCAACAUCUACCCGGACGGCGAGGUCACGAUGCGGCUGAUCUGCAGCAAGUCCAAGCUCCUCCCGAAGAAGGUCAAGAACGUCCCGAAAGAAAUCAGCACGCCAAAGGGCGAGCUCGAAGGUGCGCUGCUUCUGGCUGAACUGAUUGACAAGCUGACAAACGUCGUCGAUGUUUGCUUCGAUUCGGUGAACUUGUGGUGCGACUCGCAAGUGGUGCUGAGCUGGAUUGCGAAGAAGCCCGACGACCUGGAACUGUUUAUGGCCAACAGAGUGAGGAAAAUCCAGCAGCUGACCAGUAAGUACCGGUGGGGAUACAUUCCGACGGAUGACAAUCCUGCCGACCUCAUUUCGAGAGGGGUGAUGCCCCAGAACCUGCUCCAACGGGUGAUUUGGAAGGACGGGCCGGUGUCGAUGAACAAUCGCACUAUUGAGGUAGUGCAGCCCCCUCUUCUCGACGGCGCGGACCUCCCGGGAUUGCGAUCCACGAAGUGUCUGGCGCUAGCGGGGCCGACUCAGCGAUUGCGGAUCUUCGACAAGCUUGGAGAUUUCCGCCGACUGCUUCGCAGCAUGAGCCUGGUGGUGCGGUUUGCGAACUACAUCAUCACGAGAAGAGAAGUCCUGGUGAAGGGAGAACCGUCGAGCGAAGAGCGCGACGCGGCGUUGAAGCUGACCCUGCGGCUGAUGCAACGGGAAACGUUCCAGGCCGAGCUGCUGGCAUUGAAGGAAAACCACACGCACCGCCUGCGAGGACUGAACCCGUUUGUUGAUCCCGACGACGGCCUUCUGAGAGUUGGCGGUCGAAUCAAGCAAGCUUUCGUGCCGUACGACAGCCGGCACCAGAUCCUGAUGCCUGCCAAGCACCCGGUCACAGAAUCGUUCAUUCGCCACGAACACAAACAGAACCUCCACGUGGGCCAGAAGGGCUUGCUCGCGCUGAUUCGUCAGCGUUUUUGGCCGAUGAACGUGAAGACGACAAUCCGGAAGGUGAUUCGAGGGUGCGUGACGUGCUUCCGAGUCAACCCGAUGAAGACGGCGCAGCUGAUGGGAGACCUCCCGUCCUACCGAGUUCAACCAGCCCCUGCGUUCUUCCACACCGGUGUAGAUUUCGCAGGGCCGUUCCUGAUCAAGUCGCUGACCGCAGCACGAAGGCCGAUGAUGACGAAGGGGUACGUGUCCCUCUUCGUGUGUAUGAGCACGCGAGCCAUACACCUGGAACUGGUCUCGAGUCUGACGACGGAUGCCUUCCUCGCUGCCUUGCGGCGGUUCACUGGACGUCGAGGUUUGGUGAACAAGAUGCACUCCGACAACGCGACGAACUUCGUUGGGUCGGAGACCGAGCUCGAGCGACUGGCCAAGUUGUUCGCCGAGGAGCAGCACAUCGAGAAGGUGGAGGAGUUCUGCAGCAGCCACGGAAUCACCUGGAGCUUCAUCCCGCCACGCAGCCCGCACUUCGGUGGGAUCUGGGAAGCGGGGGUGAAAUCUGUUAAGCAUCAUCUCAAGCGAGUCGUCGGCAACCAGAAACUCACCUUCGAAGAGCUGACUACCGUGCUGGUGCAAAUUGAAGCCGUGCUGAAUUCGCGGCCCUUGACGCCGUGCUCCGACGAUCCGAACGAUCUGACCGCAGUGACCCCAGCACACUUUUUGAUCGGGCGAGAAAUGCGCGCGGUUCCCGAGCCGUCCUACCUCCACCUGAAGCAGUCGACGCUGUCCCGCUGGCAACACGUGCAAGCAAUGCAGCAGCAGUUCUGGAAGAGGUGGAUUGCGGAGUACUUGCCGGAGCUGCAGAAUCGCCAGAAGUGGUUCAAGAUCACCAAGAUACAACCCGGCGCGUUGGUGCUGAUCAACGACCCGAACGCUCCGCCGAUGCAGUGGCAACUCGGCCGAAUCAUCGCACUGCAUCCCGGCAAGGACGACAUCACCAGGGUGGUGACACUGCGUACGGCGAAGGGGGAGUGCAAGCGAGGCGUGACGGAGAUUUGCCUGCUUCCGCUGGACCAGGAGACAACCGAGGAGAAUUGA